Molecule: messenger RNA, 1666 nt
Organism: Clupea harengus (Atlantic herring)
Lineage: Eukaryota; Metazoa; Chordata; Actinopteri; Clupeiformes; Clupeidae
Gene: ppargc1a
Product: peroxisome proliferator-activated receptor gamma coactivator 1-alpha-like
Exons: 6
Biological process (GO): positive regulation of transcription by RNA polymerase II
Cellular component (GO): nucleus
Molecular function (GO): nucleic acid binding; transcription factor binding
Source: RefSeq, a predicted model, not a curated record
CUCCUCCUCCUCCCUCCUCCUUGUGUCCAUAAGAAGAUAGAUGAGGAACAGGAGGCCAACCUGCUGGCGGUGCUGACGGAGACCCUGGACUCUCUCCCCGUGGACGUGGACGACGAAGGGCUGCCCCUCACCCUGCCAUCGUUUGAGGUGCUGUCCGAGGGCCAGGUGCCCCAGAUGCCCCAGGGGCCCCGCGCCACGCACCACAGCUGCCCCUCCAGCCCCGCGGGGUCGCCCCACUCCCCCGAGCCAGAGGAGCCCUCCCUGUUGAAGAAGCUGCUGUUGGCUCCUCCUGCAAACUCACAGAUCAGCUCCAGCCAGCACCCUCCAGGCCACGCCCCCCACCAUGCCCUCAACCAGAGACACCGACACACACACACACCUCUUAAGGUGGAGCAGCCGUGGUUGGGCAAGCGGGGGUGUGACUCUCUGAGGCGGCCGUGCACUGAGCUGCUCAAGUACCUGACGACCGGCGGCACCUCCGAGCCCCUCCCCCCGGCAACCGUUGCUAAGGAGACAGGAGGCGUGGCCUUCUCCUGCUCGUCCUCCUCGUCUCCCUCCUCCCUCUCCACCUCCUCCAGCUGCUCCUCCUCUUCCUCUUCCUGCAAGAAGAAGUCUUCCUCCUCCUCCUCCUCCUCCUGCUCCGCCUCCUUCUCUCCGUCUGGCCACGCCCACCUGCUGCCCCAGAGAGCCACACCAAGCACCCUGACACUCCCUUUGACCCCAGAGUCUCCAACUGGCACGGGAUCUCCGCCUGAGAGCAAAGCCAUUGAACGCACACUAAGUGUGGAGAUCUCUGGAACCCCAGGUCUAACACCACCCACCACACCUCCUCACAAACCCCACCUAGAGAGUCCCUUCCCUCCCUCCGCCCUUCCUCCGCCCCCGAUGCCGAGUGCCCCACCCCCCCCUGCAGCAGUCCUGGGGGUCCCGGGCCCCCCCCCCCCGCGCCGCCCCCCCCAGCAGACGGAGCUGUACGCACAGCUGCGCAAGGAGGAGCGCCACCGGGUCCCCCCCAAGCGACCCGCCCCCCGCGCCCCCCGUGCCUACGGUGACCACGACUACUGCCAGGCCGCCGGCACAAAGCUGCGGGGCGCUGCCACGGUUGCCAUGGCGACGGCGGCAGCACCCCUAAGCAAGUACGGGCGAAUGGAAUGUACAGACUUGACUCCGCCCCCCCCAGUCCCCACCAGGAACCGAUCCGACCCCCCCUCCGCCCGCCCCCCCCUCACCACCAGCAGGACCCCCCCCACACCCCUCAGGGAUCAACAGAUUUGCGCCGAGCUGGACAGGCACUUCGGCCGGCGGCCCCCCCCCUCCCUGCAGGCCCCCCCCACCAAGCACCAGGCGGCACGGAGCGAGGAGGAGGAGGAGGAUGAAGAGGAUGAAGAGGGGGUGCUGACGGGCGUGGAGGAGGGGGACUGUGAGCUGGGGGGGUACGGGGGUGGUCUGGGGGGGGGGUUGGCGGAGCUCUUUCCCUGGGAGGGUGACGGUCGGCUGGACCUGCCGCUCGAGUGCUCCCCCCCCCACACCUCCCUCUUCCUCUCCCCCCUACGCAGAGGCUCACGAUCCCGAUCGCCACACACACACACCUUCUCAUGGUAGGUCACCUUUACGUGUGUGUGUGUGUGUGUGUGAGUGUGUGUGUGAGUGUGUGUGUGUGUGAGUG